Diaporthe citri is the source of this 1323-nucleotide messenger RNA. RefSeq lists its product as uncharacterized. The transcript has a single exon. The record is from RefSeq and is a predicted model, not a curated record. Lineage: Eukaryota; Fungi; Ascomycota; Sordariomycetes; Diaporthales; Diaporthaceae. The coding region runs from base 1 to 1323 and encodes 440 amino acids.
AUGAGCUCCCAGAAUUACCCUCUCCGACAAUCGGGCAUCUACCGGAACCUUCCGACGUUCGAUCCGUCUAUAAAAGACCUCACAGCCAUCAUUUGUGGCGCCACAGGCAUUUCCGGCUUCCACGCAUUGCGGGCCCUUCUUGAAUCUCCUGAUCGUUGGCGUACCAUCUACACCGUCUCUCGGACGCCUCUUUCUGAGCAGCAUCUGUCUCUCAUACCGGCUUCACUCCACGAGAGAAUCAAACAUGUGGCAGUGGACUUUGAAUCUUCGCCCGAGGACAUUGUGCAGUCACUGAGGAACAACAUCUCCCGCGUCGAUUAUGUCUUUUACUACACGUACAUCCAGCCAAGGAGCGAAGGGUUGUCAGGCAUGGACCCGCGCAUGGCACAGAGGCUGUGCGACGCCAACGUACCCGUGUUCGACACAUUCUUGCGCGCCAUCGAGGCGGCUGGGCUUCAGCCCAAGCGCAUCCUCCUCCAGACCGGCGGUAAGAACUACGGCAUGCACCUCGGCCGCGUCCGGACGCCUCUGGUCGAGUCUGACCCCCAGCCCCGGCAUCUCCAGCCCAACUUCUACUAUCUUCUCGAGGACCUGCUCAAAGACUUUUGUGUGCGGAACCCUACCGAAUGGAACGUCGUCAGACCGGCCGGCAUCAUCGGUGCUACGCUAAACUCCCCCCUCAACACGUUCUAUUGCUUCGGCAUCUACGCCGCAGUCCAGGCACAUAAGAAUGAAGCACUUGAAUUUGGGGGCGACUUCGACUCAUGGCAGUUCGCGGCCUGUCAUUCCACGGCCCGACUCACGGGCUAUCUCAGCGAAUGGGCCGUACUUGAAAAGUCUUGUGCAAAUCAGGCUUUCAACGCCCAAGACGGCGGUGGCCUGAGUUGGGACAGGUUCUUUCAGGAGUUGGCGCGGUGGUUCGGAGCGCCUGGCGUCACUGCUCCUUCCGCUGUCUGCCAGUAUCGCAACACCCUGGAUCUUGCAGGAGGAGAAGAUGCGCCCCUUGGCUAUGGACCCCCCUUGGUCUUGAGAAACAAGUUCACAUUGGCGGAGUGGUCUCGCGACACAGAUAAUCAGGCUGUCUGGGAGGAGAUCAAGGCUGCUUCGGGAAAGAUUGUAUCCGAAGCCAGCCUCAGCCCGGAGAUUAUGGGGGGCGACUUUGCUUACCUUAAUUUCGGUACAUUGGCCAUGAACAAGGCACGUCGGUAUGGCUUUUCAGGCUUCGUAGACUCUCUUGAGAGCAUUUUUGAGUCUUUCAAGGAGAUGGAAAGACUUGGUAUUCUCCCGCCGAUGAAGGUCAGGGCUGCGCGGCCCUUGGAGUAA